AUGGCGAGUGCGGUGGAUGCUGUAGGAGAACCGAUUCCGACAUCGGCGGUGCUAAUGUCGGCAUCGAAGCACAUAGCGGGUAGAUGCAGAGGCGAAAAUAUAGCUUUCCUCAAGUGCAAGAAGGACGAUCCUAACCCUGAGAAAUGCCUGGAUAAAGGCAGCCAAGUCAUCCGUUGUGUCCUCUCCCUGCUGAAAGAUCUUCAUCAGAAGUGCACAAAAGAGAUGGACGCAUAUCCUGGCUGUAUGUACUACAACACCGAUGAAUUUGAAUUAUGCUUCAAACAGCAGAAAGAGUUUGAAAAAGCCUGUCCACUCAAUUGA
Cynara cardunculus var. scolymus (artichoke) is the source of this 321-nucleotide messenger RNA. Its product is annotated as NADH dehydrogenase [ubiquinone] 1 alpha subcomplex subunit 8-B-like. The transcript is spliced from 2 exons. The record is from RefSeq and is a predicted model, not a curated record. Gene Ontology annotation, biological process: mitochondrial electron transport, NADH to ubiquinone. Lineage: Eukaryota; Viridiplantae; Streptophyta; Magnoliopsida; Asterales; Asteraceae. Bases 1 to 321 code for a protein of 106 amino acids.